CCGUUAUGAAUCUUUUCGAGACCAGUCUCGUCCCAACGGCCGUUCGCGAACCUCGAGAUUGUCUGCGAAAAUCAUCAAUUCUUUUCUCGACGGCUGUCUAGAAUCUUGAAAUAUUUUCUCGAAGAAUAAAACAGAUCGGUGUAUUGUUGUGACAGUAAAAUAGAUAAAGUAUUUAUAUUCACGCAGUGUUUGAGAAAAGUGUGUGUGUUUUUUUUUUAAAUUUAAAAGAAAUAUCUCAUUAUGAAAAUAGUGUGCAGGUUGAUAGUAGUUUUAUUUUUUCGACAAGCUCUUGCUGGAGUCGCUAAAAAGCCGCCGGCCUUUUCAACGCCAGUGUAUUCGAAUUCAUAUCUUCCUGCCGCUAUGCAGGUGAUUUUUCAUGCGGUCGAGCAAUUGAAAGUACUGCAAGUAGAAGAGACGCAAACAGUAACCCAAUCGUCGUCAGCAACGACUUUGCCGAUGAAGGAUCAACAAUCGCUAUCGACGACGUCCGAAGGAAUUUCUGUGACGACAACCGUCACGAAAGCGCACGACGAACAGACAGAAAUUUCUCAACUGUCCUCGACUCCAAUGAAUAAAAUAUCGAAUCAAGAUUUGUUCGAAACUUCCGAUCCGCCGGAAGUCGCGCAACAUGUGGAAAAUUCGACCGUUUCAAUAGUCUUUAACAGUGAUGACCACGAAGAACCGCCCGAAGUGAACGAAGAAAUGGUCGAAAUCAAUUACGAGUCAUCGGCCACGCCGGAAACAAAUCACGAAUUGCCGGAGGUUGUCCAGGAGACGCAGGAAUUCAAUCAGGAAUUCCCAGAGAAGAGCGAAGAGGAAGAAAAAUUCUUCACGGUGAUAAAUUCAUCGGUAAACUCCUUCAGCGAAGCGCCCGUCGUCGAAACUUCGCUACACGACGUUGUAUCGCAACAGCAGUCAACACAGACUUCUGUGACAGAUGAAAUGCCAGAUGAUAAGCAGAAGAAAAAGAAACCGACUAUUGAUAGCAUUGUGGACGAAAUUUACGGAAUUGUGAAGACAACUAGCUCUCCGUUCAUCGAGGACUCGGAUAUGAGCGACGAGUCAAAGAGCGUAACGGAACUUUCGAUCGAAAAGAUGGAAAAUAUUGAAGACGAAGAGGAUGAAACGAGGUUCACUCUGCUGGGUGAGAAAGUGGCUCAAGUACCACGACCAAGUUUGAACAGCUACUUAAGGCGCACCAAAGUACCGCCUAGGCCGGCACUUCAACAGCUGGCGAGCCUCUACGACGCUCUGAGCAAGGAUGCGCGGAAGCAAGGAUUCGCACGUUUCGCCGGGUACUCGAACGAGGUUCUGAAGACUCUGGAGUCGUCCGCCGAGGGUGGGAUCGGACCGCAGUUAAAACAACUGCUGAAGAAGGUCGUUGAGCGAAACGAGCUCACCAGAGACGACGCGAAGACAAAAACUUCACAGGCGUUGCGAGAUCUCGACGAUCCUGGCAGCGCGCUCAACAUGGAUCUGAGACGUUUGUUACCUUUACGUUUUACAGCUUGAUGAGGAACGUGUCAUGUAAAACGUUCUGAUAUACUUUGUGGAAAAAAAUAUAAAUGUAUUAUAUAUGAAAAAAAAUAUUAUAUCUUGAAGGAGUAAAAAAAUCAAUGUUCGUAAACGCUUGCGCGUUUAGAGAUUCUAAAAGUGUGUUUUGUUUUCAGGAAAUAAGAAGAUACAUACACAUUGAUAUUUUAUUUACCUCCAUAUAUUUUAAAUGCAAAA
Molecule: messenger RNA, 1731 nt
Organism: Pseudomyrmex gracilis
Lineage: Eukaryota; Metazoa; Arthropoda; Insecta; Hymenoptera; Formicidae
Gene: ImpE3
Exons: 4
Coding region: 241-1512 (423 amino acids)
Source: RefSeq, a predicted model, not a curated record